Cynara cardunculus var. scolymus (artichoke) is the source of this 1115-nucleotide messenger RNA. RefSeq lists its product as uncharacterized. The transcript has a single exon. NCBI's taxonomy places the organism in Eukaryota, Viridiplantae, Streptophyta, Magnoliopsida, Asterales, Asteraceae. The record is from RefSeq and is a predicted model, not a curated record. The coding region runs from base 142 to 837 and encodes 231 amino acids.
AAAACAACUCUCCUCUCAAUUCUCAUGUGAUUGCUUUAAUACCACCACCAAUACUACCUAUCUCUCUUUCAACACACACCGCUAUCUAUCUCAAAAAACCAACAUCAACUUGUUGUCAAUGAAUUGACUGUAUGAAUCAUCAUGAAAGACUUGUCCUUCCUUCUCCUCAAGAACUCCCUGGGUUUCAAGAUGAAAAAGGGUUUCAAGAACUUGUGCAGUGGUGAUGGCUCCACCUCUACUCUAAACCAGCAAAUCAAUCCUGAUCAUCACCCAACCCUCGAGGAGAUGAUCAUGCAUUUGGAUUUGGAGGAGAAAAUGGCCAGAAGAGCUAAGCUAGAGGACUACGGUGACGUUCAUCAUAGGAUGUCUUGUGUCAACAGUUCCGACAUCUUACGCUCUGCCAGAAACGCCCUCAAUCAGUACCCUAGGUUUUCUCUUGAUGGCAAGGAUGCUAUGUAUCGCUCUUCCUUUCGCAACUUUGAUCAUGUCAAUCUCACCACCCGCAAAUCAAUUGACCAUGGUCGUUGGAUUGGUUUGCCUGCAAAAGUUGCAGGGGAGAGGGUCAUCUGGUGCAAGCCAGGGGUCGUCGGUAAGCUAAUGGGGCUUGAGGCAAUGCCCAUUCCCGUAAGACUAAACCACAGAAUGAACUCUUCUAUUCUUAGGAAGCAAAAUCUGAGGAGGAGAAGUUCAGAAAUGGAAAGGAGAAAACUUGAUAGCAAUCGUACAUGCGGAGUUGGUUCUUGUUCAAAACCCGCUACUGGAUACUGUGUAAUGAAGCCAACAGCAGUAGAGAUAUCAAGGAAUGAAGUGGGUUGGCCCAUGCGUCGGUUUCUGUAGGUUUUGGACGAGUCAACUUACAGCUGAAUUCACAAAGACUUUCUUUUCCAGAAACUAGCUAGUGGAACUCAAUCUCAAUUAUAAAAGGCCAGAGGUUUAGGGUUGUAUUAGAUCUUGUUUCAAUUGUUAAGGAUAAUCAACUAGUUGAAGAAUUUGCUGCAAUGAUGUCAUGUAGGUGUGUGUUCUGUAUACCUUAAGUUUGAUUAUCUUUUUGUCUUUCUUGUGUUUUACAACUCCACAUCUCAGGAAAUAAUAUUAGUAAUAUGACCUCUACAGAG